UGCUGUCCCAAAGGCAUAGUCCCCUGCGUCAAGACUCCAAGACAAUGGAUGGAGGUCUCCCACCGACGCGCGAGACUCGCAUAAAUAGAGCGCUCUCCCUCUGCUCAGCACACAGCAGCUCACCGCCUCGCAAAGAGCACAUCGCCUCUCUCCUAAAAGCACAACUUCUAGCUAAAGACAUGACUCCAAGAAUCACUCCUGAGACUACCCAGCUUUCCCCCUCAAGGUCCACGGUGGCCCAGAGGAAAGAAGCGAACGAACUGAGAAAGACUCUAAAGCCUUUGUUGGAAAAGAAAAGGCGCGCACGCAUCAACGACAGCCUCGGUCACUUGAAGACUCUCAUCCUCCCUCUGGUCGGCAAAGACAACGCUCCAUACUCGAAGCUUGAGAAAGCCAAUAUUCUGGAGAUGACCGUCCGAUUCCUCCGAGAUCUCCCUUCAUCUCCAGUCAAAAGUUCAUCAGACAGCUUCAAAGAAGGGUACAAAGCCUGCCUGCAGCGGGUCACCGCUCUGAUCCCCAAAACGAACCUGGACAAAGAGUCGUGCCAGCGGGUGAACGACUUCAUCCAACAGUCCAUGUCUGCGUCCGUCGACCCAGCCUGUCAGAACUGUUGUGCCCAGAGCUCCAGGGCUUUCCCCCAGAUUCAGCAGAGACUCCUGAGCCUCAAAGCCAACGUUGGCUCCAGAAUCGAGAACCACUCAAACUCGCUUCCCAACCGGCCCCAGCCAGUGCCACAAGCUGUCAAUACGAACAUGUGGAGACCCUGGUAGAUUAGACAGACGCUCCCUUAGCGAGCAUUGUUUUGUGAUAUAUAUCUAUAUAAACGCUGUUAAUGUAGAUAUUAACUGGAAGAGAUGAGGGAGUUAGUACACGUUUGACUAGUAAUGUAUUUAUUCAUUCACAGACAAAUCAGAUGAGCACUGAUUUUAUGAGCAGACAAAUUCUAUGAUCUUUGUUAGGCUAAAUGCAAUCCUCUUUGGGGUUUCCAAGAUUUGGGUUGUAGACAACACAAUUGUAAAACCCCAAGGGUUAUUUUGUUUGAGGUUUGCGCUAUUGACUUAAGUAUUUUUUGGUCUGUGCAAAGGAGUAGACUGUAAACACUGUGUGUUAUAGUAAUGUAUUAUUUAUUUGAUGAAAACACAAUUUAGUGUUUAAACGAUUUUGUCAUUGAUCAUAUACUUUCAAUAAAAGCUCAUUAUAAAAAAAGAAA
This is a messenger RNA of Salmo salar (Atlantic salmon), 1210 nucleotides long. RefSeq names its product transcription factor HES-2. NCBI's taxonomy places the organism in Eukaryota, Metazoa, Chordata, Actinopteri, Salmoniformes, Salmonidae. The record is from RefSeq and is a predicted model, not a curated record. Gene Ontology annotation, molecular function: protein dimerization activity.